Rhopalosiphum maidis (corn leaf aphid) is the source of this 2454-nucleotide messenger RNA. RefSeq names its product sialic acid synthase (gene NANS). Gene Ontology annotation, biological process: carbohydrate biosynthetic process. The coding region runs from base 86 to 1816 and encodes 576 amino acids. NCBI's taxonomy places the organism in Eukaryota, Metazoa, Arthropoda, Insecta, Hemiptera, Aphididae. Gene Ontology annotation, molecular function: N-acylneuraminate-9-phosphate synthase activity. The transcript is spliced from 8 exons. The record is from RefSeq and is a predicted model, not a curated record.
CUGUAGUCCGCGUAGGUACGUUGUUUUCGUUUGGAAGUCGGACGCGCGUGAACAGCUUAUACUUCACCUGUACAUAGGCAUCGUGAUGAAGAACAUUGCUAAAAACAAUCGGGCGUAUGUUAUUGCGAAUCUGUCAACGAAUCACGAGGGAAACGCGACGCUGGCCUGCGAACUAAUCGAAACAGCAUGCAAAUGUGGCGCAGAUUAUGUAUUGAUGGAACUCGAUGAAAAUACUAAUCCAUUUACAUGCGAAGAUAUCAAACACUUUCAUAAGUUAGCUCAAGAUAAUGGAGCUGUUUUCACAACAAAAUCGUUAGUGAAUUCAAUUCGUCAAAUUUCUCCUAUACAACAGUUUAAGAAUAUAAAUAAUGACGAGGACGAAAUUAGUAGUGAAUUGCAACUAGCGUUUCCUUCGAUUCCAGAAAAGGAUAUUUCUGAAGACCGUAAAUCAUAUGAAACUGUUGAUCUGGUCGAAAAAAUACAACAAAAAUUCCCCAAACAUGAACUUCAGUUUUGGGAAUUUCAAGAAAUAAGCACGUGUCUUCCGGAAGUGGUUAUUGCUAUCGGAAUAAAAGCGAUAUCUUGCAAGUUUACGUUGGACGACAAAUCUAUCGGAUACGAUCACGCGAUGUCUAUCUCAACUCGUGACUUCCGUACUAUGGUGACCAAUAUUAGGACAGUUGAAGUUGCACUAGGAACAGGGAAAAAAGACAAACUAUCUCCAUCUGAAUUGCCGUGUUUUAAAAAGUUAUUCAAAAGUAUUGUGGCUGCAAAAAAUUUAGAGCGUGGAUCCAUAUUAAAAGCGGAAGAUAUGAAAAUUAAAGUCAGUGACACUCAGAGUAUGUGUGGAUUUUACUUUCCAGUAGUAAUCGGUCGACAGUUAUUAUCUGAAGUCGAUGAAGACGAUCCAAUUUUUGUUUCCGAUUUUGAUGGACUGCAACAUUAUACGCAUUAUAUGCCGUUUGAUGAUCCAAUACCUGAGUAUACCGGAUUUAUACCUGAAAUUAAUCUAGGACGAUCCGUAAAUUUUAAAAGCCCGUGUUAUAUUAUCGCUGAAAUAGGACAAAAUCAUCAAGGUGAUAUAAUGAUGGCUAAAAAAUUAAUCAAAUUGGCUAAAAAAUGUGGUGCAGACUGUGUAAAAUUUCAAAAAAGUUGCAUAAAUGAAAAAUUUACGUUGUUGGCCAGGAAUAGAGAGUACAAUAGUAAAAAUUCUUUCGGCACGACAUACGGUGAACACAAACAUUUUUUAGAGUUCACUGAAGAUCAAUACAAGGAACUAAGGAGAUACGCUGUAAAAAAAGUCGGAAUUCAUUUCACUGCAUCGGCAAUGGACCCGGUUUCAUUUGAUUUCAUUGUUAGCCUCAAAGUGCCGUUCGUUAAAAUUGGUUCAGGUGAAUCCGGCAACGUGAUACUAUUGGAAAAGGCGGCCAAGGCUUAUGUUCCGCUGGUUAUAUCCACCGGCAUGCAGACACUGGCUGACAUACGAAUUACUUAUCAGACAGUUAGUAGCUACCAUAAUAAUUUCGUGUUAUUACAUUGCGUAUCCGCAUACCCGACACCGCCGGACGAGGCCAAUCUGAACAUGAUCAAGACACUUCGCAAAACUUUCCCAAACACGAUAAUUGGCUACUCUGGCCACGAAGUUGGCUCUUCUCUAACCGCUGCUUCAGUAGCACUCGGUGCCAAAGUUAUUGAAAGACAUAUCACAUUGGAUAGAAAUAUGAAAGGGUCAGAUCAUAUUUGUUCGUUAGACCCUUCGCAGUUCAGCAAACUCGUAAGAGACAUUCGUUAUAUCGAAAGCAAUUUAACUAUUUAAUAAUUUUAUUAUAAUAAUGCAUAUCUCAAUAUCUGUAUUACCUCAAAGUGUUCAUAUAAAAAUUUUAUUGGUAUUUAAAUAUUGUAUUUUAAUUUAAUUGUUUUUUAAAAAGUCAUGAAAUAUUAAUGUACACUGUAGUACUGUACAAUAUACCUAUUAUGUAGUAAACAUAAGAAAAUGUAAUUUUUUAAAUUAUAUAGGUAUGCAUAAUAAUGUAAUAUUAUAUAAGUAGGUUUAUGUUUAUACUAUAAUUAUUUUUUGAUCCAAACAUUCAUGUAGGUACAAUAACUUAGUAGAUAUUUUUGAGCACAUAAUAACACAUUUACAGAUCUUACUGUUUAUUGAAAUUAUAAGACUCAUAUGGUCUCCAAAUCCACAAUGCUCAAGCACUCAAUUUUAUCAUGUAAAAGUUUCUGUAAGUUUUAUGUAAACCAGAUCAUAUUAACAUUAGUCGAUAAAAAUUCAAAUAUCCUGACUAUAUAUAGGUACUUAAUACCUACUGUAUUUUAUUCGACUUAUUUAAACUUUUUAUUAGGUAAGUACUUUAUAAAAUCACAUCAUUACAUUUCGGUUACUUUAAAUUAUUUCUUGUACUUAAUUUUUCAAUGUUAAAAACUAAAAUAGCUAUUAUUUUUAAG